AUGCCGCCCAGAUAUAGACACUUUUGCGGUGUGCUUCGACUCUACGACACAUCGAUCGACGGACGCCUCUUCUCUGGUGUAUGGGCAAAAAGUGAAAUCACCGAUUACGUAAGCAAGAAGAAAAAAUGGUCCUCGGCCUGGCCCCAUUCGUGGGGAACCACAAUUGAUCUUAGCACAAGCAAAUUGAACAAAUUUCAAAAGGAACGCUUGUUGUUUAUAGGGGGUAAUUUAAUUAUAGGUCUUUGA
Molecule: messenger RNA, 246 nt
Organism: Debaryomyces hansenii CBS767
Lineage: Eukaryota; Fungi; Ascomycota; Pichiomycetes; Serinales; Debaryomycetaceae
Product: DEHA2C11748p
Exons: 1
Coding region: 1-246 (81 amino acids)
Source: RefSeq, a predicted model, not a curated record